Dentiscutata heterogama is the source of this 639-nucleotide messenger RNA. NCBI's taxonomy places the organism in Eukaryota, Fungi, Glomeromycota, Glomeromycetes, Diversisporales, Gigasporaceae. The record is from the annotation of a GenBank genome assembly.
GUUAUCAAUAAUAUCUUGGCUUCUCCAUAUUCAAAUCUAUAUAAUCCCGAGAACAUUUAUUUGUCAAAAGCUGGCGGUGGUGCCGGUAAUAUUUGGGCUUAUGGGUUUUCGCAAGCAGAAAAAGUAUGCGAAGACAUAUUUGAAAUGAUUGACCGCGAAGCGGAUGGAAGAACAGGUUCUGGUAUGGGAUCAUUCCUUCUGGAACGGCUCAAUGAACGGUAUCCAAAAAAGUUAAUUCAAACAUACUCCGUAUUUCCUAAUAAUGAGGAGUUUUCUGAUGUGGUUGUUCAGCCAUAUAACAGUAUGUUAACUUUAAGAAGACUGACUAGUAAUGCAGAUUGUGUGAUCGUGUUAGAUAAUGCUGCUCUGAAUCGAAUUGCAUGUGAUCGGCUUCAUGUUCAAAAACCUACAUUUACACAAACAAAUCAACUGGUAUACACAACAACUCUUCGUUAUCCUGGUUAUAUGAAUAAUGACCUUGUUGGAAUGAUUGCAUCACUAAUUCCCACACCUAAAUGUCACUAUUUAAUGACAGCAUAUACACCUUUUACGAGCGAUAAAGUUGAAAAGGCCAAGUCUAUACGUAAGACAACGGUGCUUGACGUCAUGAGAAGGUUAUUACAACCAAAAAACAAGAUG